CCCCUGGCCGGGCAGCCUGGGAGGGACACAGGCGGGACCAGGGGAGGGACAGCCACCGGCCAUCGGCGUGGGGAGCGGAAGUGGGCCAGAGAGCACGGGGCGGCCUGGGACACCCUGAGGAGACAUGCCAGGCCCCUCGGUCCCCUGACUUGGGACCAGGGGGCGUUUCCCGGACUCCUGGACUGAGCUGGAAGCAGCUGGGGAAACUCCAGGCCACCUGCACAUCCUGGCCCAGGCUGGGAAGGGUGUCGGCCCCUCCUCCUCUGUGCCCCCUCCUCCCAGAAGUCCACCAUGGAGAGCAAGGAUGAGGUCAGCGACACCGACAGCGGCAUCAUCCUGCAGUCUGGCCCCGACAGCCCGGUGGCCCCCGCGAAGGAGCUGACCCACGCGGUGCGCAAGCAGCAGAGGGCCCUGGAGGCGCGGCUGGAGGCCUGCCUGGAGGAGCUGAGGAGGAUCUGCCUGCGGGAAGCGGAGCUGACGGGCAUCUUGCCUGCAGAGUACCCCUUCAGACCGGGGGAGAAGGCCCCCAAGGUCCGCCGCAGGAUCGGAGCCGCUUACAAACUGGACGAGUGGGCCUUGCACAGAGAGGACCCACUGAGCAGCCUGGAGAGGGAGCUGGCCCUGCAGCUGCAGAUCGCCGAGGCCGCGCGGCGCCUGUGCCGGGAGGGGAACCUGGGCCGCCAGGCGCGCCGGCAGCGGAAGCACGCGGUGCAGCAGGAAGAGAAGAAGCUGCGGGACCUGCAGCGCUGCCUGGGGGAGUGGCAGCGAGGCAACGGGGCCCCUCCCGCCCCGGCCCCAGGCCCAGAGCACGGCGCCUCAGAUGACAGCUCCCUGUUGGACGGGCUGCUCCGUGAGGAAGAGGCAUCUCAAGUGCCAAAACCUCCCCCAGAGUCCCCAGAUGCGCCUUCCCGGCCUCUCCCGCCCCAAACCCUCGAGGGGCUGCAGCCAGCAGGCCUUGACACGGGGGGCCUGGAGCGGGCCCCCAUCCAGAACAGCCCCUGGAAGGAGACGAGCCUGGACCACCCCUACGAGAAGCCCAGGAAGUCUUCCGAGCCCGGAAGCGAGUCCAGCAGCCCGGCCAGCACCCCGCAGGAUGGGCCCAGCGAGUCUAGUCCUGCCUCCUGCUACGUGGUCCCCGUCCGCAACGUUGCUGGGCAGCGGCAGGGCCGCAUCAGUGCCCCGGCCACCCCUGAGAUGCAGGGCAGGAGGGGCCAGUCACAGCCCCUGAGGACCGACCCCUUCCGCGCGGGCCCCGACGGCAGGGGUCGCAGCGCCCUCCCGCGCCGCCGCCCCACUUACUACACGGUGACUGCACCCGCUCCCGUGCCGUGCCCCGCCUGCCACUCGUGCUCCGAGGACAGCGGUUCCGACGCCUCCAGCCUGUCGCACCCGACGCCGCCCGGCAGCAGCAGCCCCGACAUCUCCUUCCUGCGGCCACUGUCCCCGCCCGCGCCGCCCCGCCCACGCGUGCCCCGCGGCCCGCGACUCCGGCCUCCCCCCGCCUGCCUGAGGGCCGCGCGCUACCUGGUGCUGGCUGAGGGCCGCCCGCCGCCCGGUCAGUGGGUCGAGUGGGGCCCGGGCCGCGGCGAGGACACGGCCGCCCCGCGCUGGCAGCGCCCACCGCCCGCCCACGGCCGCGUGGUCCGGACGCCCUCUUUGCGCGACAGCCCCGCGGGCCGCGGGCUCAGCAAGGCGGCCGUGUCCGAGGAGCUCAAGUCGUGGCACGAGCGGGCCCGGCUCCGGAGCUCACGCCCCCACUCGCUGGACCGCCAGGGGGCUUUCCGCGUGCGCAGCCUGCCGCCUGGCGCCGAGAGCUUCGCGCGCACACAGGUGCCCACCGUGUGUGUGCUCCGGAGAUCGCCUGAGGGGGCCCCCGUGCAAGUGUUUGUACCUGAGAAUGGAGAGAUCAUCAGCCAGGUGUGACCCUGGGCUCCGGACACCGUGGCCGGCAGGCCGAAGAGACUGCUUCCCAGCGGGGCUGGGGCUGCGACCGCCCACCCUUGAAGCCCUCUUCGGCUCUCCUCCCCCAUCGCAGGUCGAUGACCUGGAGCUGAGACUUUUUUUUUUUUUUUUUUUACCAGUUUUUGUUCAGAAGCUCUGGCCUAUGGAUUUAUAUUUGUGGUUUGUCCCCAAGAUCCCUGUAAUAUGACAAUGCUUUAUUGCCCAGAGACAGGCCUACUGGACUCGAGGCCUUGCCUCUGGCUAACAGCAUCUGUCUCCGUGUGCAAGACGUGUGGUAGGGGACGCAUCCCCAGAGAACAGCCCCUGGCCCUCCUGCCCCACUGCCGCUGGGGGCUGCACCUCCCUCCCCCAUUUCCCAGCUCUCAGGCUGUAGGGUGCCCGGGCUGGGGGCGAGUCGUCCCCUCUGUGAUGUGCUCUGUGAUGCACACACCGAGCUAGGUUAAAGGUCAGUGUGUCCUGGCGGAGUCUUGUCUCCCUGGGCUCUGCUCUUUUCCUGACCCCGUGACUUCCUUGUAGGGGCCCCUGUCACUGUGUGCGCUCUUGUCCUGAGGCUGCCAGCAUCGACCCGGGCCCAGGAGCCUUGGGCUGGAGGCCUCUCCAGAUUGGAGCAUCCGUAGGCCCUGGCCGGGAGCUGACCACCUUCUCUGGGCCUCUUGAGGGCUUGCAGGCCACCGCCCGCUCCCCCCGCAACCGCCCCACUUCCUCUGAUGUCUUUUCAUCGUCGUCAUCCUAAAAACCAGCGCUUUACAUGUGCUUCUGGAAGGGCGCCCCCUGUGGCGCGUUCCCAGGGCCGGGGGUGUCAUUGCUCCUUCCCGCACUCGGCUGUGCUGCCCCGAGACCGGAUUUCCUUGAAGGAGGGCAAGUCCUUGUUUUUACAGACAUGGGGACACCCGCCUUGCAGGGUGUUAAUGAGUCAUCCUAGUGCUGAGACUUGAGGCCCGGAAGCUGGCCGUGCUAAGACCGUCCGUGGUCCCGGGCUCUCAUCCUUGGGCCUUUGCUGCCGGGUCGGAUCCCCAGAUAGGGGUCCUGCUCCCAGGAGAGAGCCGCUGAGCUGAGGCUGGGAGGUUUGGGCGCACCAGGCACUGACCUUGCCCACAUGGCGUCCUCUGUCUGUAGGACGGGGGCUACACAGACAGCUCGAGGCUCUAAGAACUUUGAGGCCUGGCCCGGACGAGGCACAGUUCUCCCGCUGCCUGGGGCAGGGCGGCCCGGCCCAGGGGUCGGGAGGAGGGAGGGGCCUGAGGGGAAGCCUGCAUCCCUGUGCUCCCGGCCCGCAGCAUCCUGGCUCUGGGAGCACCUGCCCCGUCGUGUUGACUGUGGGCGCUGUUCCGUGGCGGUGGGUGUCUGAGCGCGUUGCCCUUGAGCGCAGCCUCUGCCCCCUGCCGCCCCGGGUCCUCGCGGAGUGCGCCCUCCACGCCCGCGAGUCCUUCGCGUUGACUUACUGGUCCUGUGUGAUGCCUGGUGCGCCUGAGAAGUGGCUGUGUCCUUGGCGGUGGGGUUUCCGUGCCAGUUACUCCAAUAAAGUCUGUCUUUGUGAGGCGGAGCUGGGGCCGCUCUGGAACCCAGCGCAGCGGCCCCUGGAGCCUCGAUGCCCAGGAUGGGCGUGGGCCCCAGAGCUGAGGCACCAAGUGUCAGCCUGCCCUGGCUGCCGCCCCGAGUGUGCAGAUGGACUCACCUCCCAACAAGGUCACCUUUUCACCAUUGGCUGACCGUGUCUCUUGGAACCCUAACUUAGCAGACGGGGAAGCGAGCUGAGGGACUUUAACUCGGGAAGGUCGCAGGGCGCGUAAAGCACAGGGCCCUGAUUUCGGGCCCUUGAAACGUAGCAGCUGUGCUGUGCCUUGAACCCCACCUGCACACCCAGGGUGCUCUGCGGCAGGGCGGUGAGACAUGGCCUGACCUCAGGCUUAGUGGCCGGUGUUGCUUCGGGUCCCAGGGCUGCCACCACCUCCGUCCUCUCGCUUCACCCGCUCCCGACGGCCGUGGGUGGGCAGGCCUAUUCUUAGCCUCACCCCCUCCCCCGGUCUCUGUGUCCACACCUGGGUCCCUGCUCAGAGAGGCUCGCCCGAGGGUUACACCAGCCCGGUCGUCAGGGGAGAUGCUGAGGCUGAUUUGCGGUUUCCAGUCCCCUCCCGUUCAGGGAUUUCUAUCUGCGGCCCCUGGGGGUGACUUAAAGGACUCUCUCUUUCCAUGCUGUCCUAUCCCGGCCGUACAUGAUGCAGAAAAUCUCUUAACCAAGUCCCCACGUGGUUGCCUUUCCACGGAGGCUCCUGAGGUCCACUCUUGGCCACAGGCCUGGAGAAGCUAGUCCCUGGAGCUGGGGCACCCACGCUGGCCCCCGACGGCUGCGGAGCCCUCUUGGCCGAGGGUGGGGGGAGGGGGUUUCUGCUUUCCUGUUGCACCGGGGGAAUCAGCCGGGCCUCCUCCCAGCUGCGGGGUUGCGCCAGUCGGAAAGGGAAGCCUGCGAGCGUAUUCUGGAAUCUCUGGGACAAGAACAGGUGGUAAGGAAAUUCUCUGGAGCUUUUUGAGAGCUGCGGAGGAAAGUAGGAAAACACGAGGGCUCACGCUUCCUUGGGUUUUGGAUAUUAGCCCUGGCUUGGAAGCUGCCUGACUUGGCCUCUUAGGCGGCCAGGCCACCGGACAGGUGCCGGGCAAAAGUACCUGCCUCGUGGGCCCCCGUCCCCGGACGCCUACGGAGGGGCCGGGCCACGGUGAACGCCAGGGCAGGGCCUGCGCCCGGCGUGGGGCAGGGUCUGGGGGCGGGCGGCAGGGGGGCCGCGGGCAGAGAUUUGAGUGUCCCUCCAUCCUAGUUCGACGUCGACAUGCUGAAGUUCCUGAGCCGGGGCUGGCGUCCCUCUCUGAGGGGAAUUCUCCUUUCCUCCUGGCCCUUCCAGACAUUAAUCCUUGAAGAAUCCACGGAGGCCUUGGUCAGCACCGUGCGUCCGCAAGCCAUGCUCUGCAUCGCGGCCCUGAGGUUCCCCAGGCCGUUCCCUCCCCCGAGCCGCAGGGUCUCUGCUGCAGGAGCACUGGGGCUGUGAGGAGGGCAAGGCUUGGGGACCUGAGCUCUGGGCUGUGGGUGGCAGGGCCCAUGACCACCACCUGGCCUCCCAGCCUCCUGGGGUGGGAUGCCCCCAGCUUUCACUGUUAGAAAGCUGUUAGGACAUCAGUGUGCGCAAGGCUCCCCAAGAACCCGGGGCCCCCUUCCCUGGCAGGGAAGCGUGUGGGGCUCAGCUCCCACUGUUUCCCGUGCCUCAGAAAGAGGGCAGAGCAGAGUCUCCCCCAGGGCCCUCGACACUAACCUGUCCUCCAAAGCCCUCCCGUGGCUCCUUCCCUCCCCUCCCCUCCAAGGUGAACCCGCCGUUCCACCUGUCCCAGAAGCUGGACCUGGCCAAGGCCGGCCUCUCCAGCAUCAUCCCCCUGCCGCCCAUCACGCCCAGUCUGGACCACAAGGACAGUGCUAGUCUCUACAUCCAGUUCCAUGACAGCCCCAGUCUCAGGAGGAGACAGUCUGGCGAUAAACCCACAGAUUCUAUGGAAUUACUGGCCAAUAGACUUGGCCAAAUCUUCCCGAGAAUUUUCAGUUUUAAAGCUGGAAGUUUCCUUGAUCAAAAACGUUAGAGAACGAAUCGCUGACGGUGAGGGCCCCAUGGGGCUGUAUUUGUUGGCAAGAACUGCCCAGUGCCCACUGCUGCUCUCUGGCCUGCCAGGGGAGCAGGUCCGGGCUUCAGUGAGGUCAAGAAAGGCCAGCGCUUGGGAAGCUGGGAGUGUGGCAGCAGAGCUGGCCGGGCUCCCUUCCCCGUGGGGAGGGGUCUGAGGGGGAUGGAGUGCCCCAGGGAGCUGUCCAUCCUCUGACACCCCACGUCCCCCACUUGCGGGACCGUCCAGGCCUUAGAUGAUAUGUUAAAGGCUCUUGUGCUGGAGCGUCUGGAGCCCAGCAUGGUCACCCUGCAGAGCUUCCUGGAGAUCAUCCUGCCUUGCUUGGUACAGUCGGAGAAAGUGCACGAACAGUCCCGGGCCUUGGGGGCCAUUUCCCGGCUGCUGAGGCUUACCUGCAAUUUCCCUGAGCUGUCGCACAUGGCAGAGUUCUCGAUGAGCGGGCAGCUCAUGGGCACCCUAGGCCUCUUCUGCAUGAAUCCCAACCAGGAGAUCAGCAUGGGGGCCUUAGAGGCCCUGCUCUACCUGUUCAAAAUCUCGUGCUUCAUAGAGGUAAGUGUUAUGAGCCUGGAUUGCCUUGUGGCCGUGGCCGUGGGACCCUCUGGUUCGUAGGAGUGACAAGGACGACCGUGGAGACCCCAUGUGGUGCUGGGGGCAUCAAAGGGCCUGCCUCUCUCACAGCUGCAAUGCUGUAAAUGUGCUUUAUCUAGAUGAACCCCAAGUGCAGUGCUGAUGCAAUGCCCUCUUUUCAGGGGUUCCAGGAGAGUCUUGGGAGAACAGCGAGCUAGGCUUGCAGCCACCUAUGAGAUCAACUUGAAUCCUCAGUGUUUCUCAGCUGUCCCACUGCCACCGUGAGGUGUGAAGCUGGGAAAAGGAGGCUCCUUUCUCACGGAACAAACGUGGGCGUCCCUGAUCUAGGCUUUCUCUGCCCCAGGAAAACCAAAGAUACAGACCACCACACACACUUACAGAGGUGCCACAGGAAUUUGCAAGUCUCCCCCAAAGGGAGUUUCAGGAACUUGACGUUUUGUGAGUGAAUAGGGUGUAUUUCCUGGCUGCUUAGCAGCGGGUAGAGGGGGGAACAUGGUACAGGAGCAGCAGCUGCUAGAGGACCAGGCACCUCACCGCCACACUCCCCCUCCACCCACUGGCCUGGCACUAGGGACCAGGGAACCCUCCUUGUUCUGUUGGGCAAACGUCAUCCCACCUAUAAACCCUCUUGAUCUCUGACGUUUGCAGGGGAGAGGGCAGGGCGUGUUCCUUUUUCCCUGUUAAGACCCUGCCCCGAACUGUUGGUUUUGGGUCGGAGAUAUGAAACACGAGACAGAGGACAUCCUGAAGGAUCUGCAGAAGGAUUUCCGAGCGGAAUGGUUUGCCAACAUACAGGAUCUCACAAUGGUAACCCUCGGCCUCCACCGAGUAUGGGAUGCCCAGACGGGGAGCCUUGGCAGGGGAGGAAGAGGCCUGGGGCGCAGAGGGGUAAUCCCCAGUGCGGGGACGGGCCCCCAAAGUUCACGGAAUGCUGGAGGGGAACGCACCGGGGGCGGGGCUGAAGGAGGCUCCCGUCUCUGACCUUGGAGGGCAGCACUUAGAGGCUCGGGGUGACCUGACGCCUGCACCGGGCUUUUCUGCAGCCCCGGCUCCCCGGCCGGCCACCAGCGCACAGUGGAAAGCUGUGGGUGUGACACUUCCUUUCCCAGGAGUGCCCCCGUGGUUCCCGGCCCCAGGCAUCACUGGCCUUCUCUCCAAGCCGCUCUCUGCCCUUUGCCACUGACCAAAGACGGGCUCCCAGGGCGGGGAGGCCCCCAUUGGAGGCAGCACGGCGUCCAGAACAGAGAGGGCCCGGAACCGGUCCGUGUUCUGCAGUGGAUGGCCUGGCUCUGAGCCCGGGAGCCUGGGCGCGUGAACUGCAGCUGAGAAGUGCUGAUAUUGGCUUGCACACACCCGGCUCAUUUGCCCGGCAAGGCUCUGACGGGCGCGUGAGGAUGCGCUGAACCAGCAGCUGAGCUGGGACGUUAUCUUUGUGGAGGGUGGUGGGGGGGGUCCCUCCCAGGGAACUCAGCUUGGACAUUUCUGGCAGAGCCGACCCUGAUGGGGAAAUCUCUUCUCUGAGAAACUGUUUUGGGCGCUGGGUGGGUCUCCGUACAGUAACAUAGCGACUGGGAAAAUCAUUACCACCCUGAUUUUUCAACUUCUCAUUGGUAGGAGAAAGGGUGCAGGUACAGCCAAAGGACGGCCUGGCUUUCCUCCCACCCUGGGUCCCUCGGAGUUCACUGAGUCCCGUGCCCGCAGGGCUGACCUCACCGCCGUCCGUCUCCUCUCUCCAUGCCCCUCGGGGUCUCCUCCUUGCCCUGCCCUGUAACACCUUGCACUGAGCCUCCCCGUCUCUCCAGAUUGCCCGGUCCGCCCUCUGCCUUACGGCCACCUCGAUGGGCUGGUCAAAGCCCAAAGCGAUAUUUGCCGAGAAAGACGUCUGGACCAUCCUCAGAGCCCUGGUAAGUCGCGGCUCCCGCGGCGCCUGCUCCUGGGCAGGGAGGCCGGGGCACCCAGCCGUGUGGGUCUUUUUCCUGCGGCUUCCGGGUUUGCAGUGGUGCGGUGAUGAGAUGCCCACUGGCCGUCCACUCUGCGCCCAGCACCUACAUGUGGCUCCUGCCCCACCCCGCUCCCAUUGCUUCCUGUCUGAGUUGGGGAACUAGGCACACAGGUGGAUCAUUCCGGAAUAGUCGAGUAAAGGCUGAAAGAGAGGAAUGUACUUCAUAAUGCAAGGUGGGGGCGCUCAGCCCAGUCUGGGGGUUGAAGGAAGGCUUCCUGCAGAGCUGUCCUCUGGGGGCAGUGGGGAGUGGAGGGCGAGGUAACACUGCCGCAAAGGGCUGGGCUCAGGGGUGCAGGUGAGGUGCUGCCCUACAGGGGGCGUGGAGCAGGGCUCUCACUCUGUCCCCGGGGCCUGGGCCACCUCAUCUGAUAGGACUUGAUAAUGGGAAAUGAGGGCAGGAGAGCCCAGCGUGUGGGGAGCUACAAGUGGCUUGGAACCAUUAAAGCAGGAGCAGAAAACUCAAAUGCCUCCGGGCCACACAGGUAACGUCAAGCAGAGAAGCAGGCCAGGUGGGUCUGGAGGGCUGAGAGUCGUGGUGCAGCUCCGGCCCUGCUUCUCGGCCUCGACAGAGCACGCGUUCGACAACAGCCCCUUACUAUCCUGAAGUGAAAUGUGUGGGUAAUAUCACCGCCUCUACAGACUCCCAAAGUAAAGAGAUAUGAAACCCUAGCUCCAGAGGAGAAAUGAAAGUACUUUUUCAUAGAAUGUAACAUAACAUGACGUGAUAACAUGGCAGGAUGUGACCGUGAUAUAAGCGUGGCCGCGCCCGGCCCAGCGCCUCUAGGAGAUGUGACAUGGGGUCUCCUGCCCGCGGAUGGACCGGCUACAAAGGCAGGUCGUGUGUUGGGGGCGCAAAUAGUGACCCAACAAGUGUUGCCGCUGGUGAUGUGACUUCCAAAGUGAUGGACGAUUUUUGGCGAAGUUCUGAAAAUGUGAAGUACAGUCUUGCUUUGAUCUAUAUUUUAGCUGCGUCCCUAGAAAAUCCACUGUGUAUCUGAACCAUGAAAAGUACUCUGUGUUUCUAUAAAAGACAGAGUCAAGUUCUGGGCACAGACGAUUAGAAAUAAGGUUUUGAUUGCACAGGUAUCAGUAGGACAUGAGGAACUGUGUCCUUCCCCUCAUCCUCUCAACAGUUCCAUCCAUCCCUCUGCGGACGGCACAGUCCCCACCUGAGAAGGCUGAGACCCCCUGAUUGCAUCUAUGAGAAAACGUGGGCUCAGGGUCGCUACAUCUUCCACUUCGCUAUAGGAAGUGGAAAUCCUGAUUUUAGGUGCAAUUUCCCGCGUUUAUAUUGGCAACUAAUUUAGAAGGUUUGAAACAGUGUGCGGAGCAGAAGGAAACAUCUGCGGGCUGGCUUGGCUCCUGGCUGCCGGGGUGCCGUCCUGGCACAGGACCACAAGGCAGGAAGCAGGAGGCUGGGUCGUAUGGUUUGGUGGAGGUUGGGACACAAGAGCAGGACUUGACGCUGUAGGAAACGGGGAGCCAUCGAAGCACUAAGCAAGGGGGUCACGUGGUCGAAUGGCCGCGCAGUUUUGACAGACCGUCUGGCGGCAGGUCGGAGGAUAAGUUCCCGGGACAGGACUGGGUCUGGGCCGGGGGCCAGGGAGAGGUGAUGGGGUCAUGGAGACGAAGACAUGGGGGGUUAGCCAGUCUUGGAGGCUGAUUUGACGUGGAGCGUGCAGGUAAGGGUGGACUCCCGGGCUCCUAACACAGGUGAAUGCUGGCGUCGGAGGCUGAGGGGAGAAUCCAGAGGUAGGACCAGGUGUGGAGGGGACGCCAGUGGCUCGACUCGUACACGUGGAGUCAGUAAGGCUUGUGGGGUCCGUCCCACUGGACGUCAGACACGGGUCACUGACGCAGGGAGAGCGGACUGGGCCGUGGGCAGGGACGUGCACUCGAACGGCAGGUGGAAGCUGCAGCCCUGCCUGGACUCGCACAGCGGGACAGGCACGCAGUCAGCAUCGGGAUUCUGGGACCCAGCGAGAGUCUAGGAAAGAGAAUCCGGCAGAGGAGUGGAAGAGGGACGAGAAGAGAGGAGCGUCACGGUCACCCAAGAGGAGAAGCUUCGGGAAAUGAUGGCGACCACAGCAUGAGUGUAGGAAGAGAGACGCUGGGGCGGCCCGUUGGAUUUGGACCACAGGGGCUGCUGUGACCUUUGCAGGCGCAGGGUCAGUGGGGGGCGUGGUGGAGGGAGGGGCCCAGGGACGUCCUGCUUGUGACCGGGUGUGUGCACCCCCAGGAGGAGCUCUUGCUUACACUCUACAAGCUGUCCUGCCCCCUGCUGCACAGCACCGCCCCCCUGCCCACAAGGCCCCGUCCCCCAGGCCCAGGCCCUCCUGCCCAGCACCGCUGUGUCUGUGUUGCAGCCCUGAAGCACAUGCAGGAAGACCCCGACCCCGCGGUCAGCUGCCUGGCCACGCAGACCUCCUACGUCCUGGAAGCCAAGGAGAAGAUGAAGAUCCCCAGCGCCCAGCUCCUGCUUCUGUUGCAGGAGGCCGAGAAAGGCCCGUUUCUGAGCCUGCGUCCAGGGCCGACAAGCCGGUGGCCGCGGUGACUGCGGCUGGGCUUCUAAGCCCUGCUCUAGACGUGCGGGCACCAGGCGGCUCCGCGCAGCACCACUGUGGCGGUCCCGUGGCUCAGCACACCCCGGCCCAGGUGACAGCGCUCAGGCCUGGGCAUGGAAAACGGCCGCUGUCCCUCCUGCCACGCCGACGGGUCAGCGGGGUGAGCACCUACCAUAUCCCACUGCCCCUGCUGGAACCGGCCCUGCUGGGGGCCGUCCCACCAUCCCGGGGCGGCUCUCCGUCCACGCAGGGCCACUGGCUGUUCCCAUCGCCACCACCCCGCCCCGCCUUGGAGCCGGGGUGUCACCCGUUACCCCCAACCUCAGUCAGCCGGGCCCUGGGCAGAGCUCUGGGUACAGGGACAGUGACCCCACGUCCUACAGAGCAGGGGCCCCGCGGCCCAAACUCUGGCCACAGCGAGGCGGACGCCCAGCCUGGCUCUGUCUCUGGCCCUGCAGCGUCUGGCCUCUGUCACCCGCACCCCAGACCCCGGGGACGUGUGGAGCUCCUGCUCGGUGGCCGCGUCUCCACCUUCCACGCCUCCCUCUCAGCAGUGGCCACGCUCCCCGGGUUAUCUGGGCCCGGGGAGCGGCGGGAGUCACUGCCACGCUUGCAAACAGACCUCAGAGGCAGCGUUGAAGCUCGUGCUAACCCGGCAAUGGCCAGAAGCCUCUUCCACCCACCGCCUUUGUCACCAGCUGGCACUAGGGGCCUUUCCGGCCGCACCUGUUAUAGCUGGCGGUGCUCGGGGCAAGUCACAAGACUCAGUAUACACUCACGGUCCCUGCCUCGCCCUCGAAAGCGCGAUCCUGCUUUGCUACAAGCAAUGACAAAGGAUGGAUUGUAUUAUAAGCUAUCAGCAGGUCAAGUGCAUUGGUAUAGGACCUGCUUCAGAGACAAUCAUGCUCCUUGCCUUGGUCAAGCCAAGUUAAGGGACUCAAUGGGCAGAGACCAGCCCAGGAAAUGGAUUCUAGGGCCUUCUUGUCCUGGGAUGAUCUUGGCCACAUUUGUCGGCUUCUGGGCCUCAGUUCCUUUCACCUGUAAACUGAGAGGUUUGGAAAAAACUAUCUUUUAAGAUGCCACCCAGCCCUGGCAAUGAAUGGCUCGUGUCAGAUUCCGAGAAGUGCAAAUUUCUUGCCUGGGAAAGCCGCCUGGGAACUUAUAUCCUAAACAGAAUUUCUCUUCUUCAUCCUCGUUUGUUUUCCAAGUUUUCUAUAAUAAACAGUUAUUGGACUUC
Messenger RNA from Aethalodelphis obliquidens (Pacific white-sided dolphin), 12010 nucleotides. RefSeq names its product innate immunity activator (gene INAVA). Gene Ontology annotation, biological process: positive regulation of protein ubiquitination; adherens junction maintenance. NCBI's taxonomy places the organism in Eukaryota, Metazoa, Chordata, Mammalia, Artiodactyla, Delphinidae. The transcript is spliced from 17 exons. The record is from RefSeq and is a predicted model, not a curated record. Bases 292 to 1923 code for a protein of 543 amino acids.